This is a messenger RNA of Truncatella angustata, 1035 nucleotides long. Its product is annotated as chaperonin 10-like protein. The transcript has 3 exons. Gene Ontology annotation, molecular function: zinc ion binding; oxidoreductase activity. The record is from RefSeq and is a predicted model, not a curated record. Bases 1 to 1035 code for a protein of 344 amino acids. Lineage: Eukaryota; Fungi; Ascomycota; Sordariomycetes; Amphisphaeriales; Sporocadaceae.
AUGAAAGCACUCGUUUACAACGGUGUUGACAACGUCCUCAUCGAAGAGAAACCAAAGCCAAACAUAAAAACAUCAACAGACGCCAUUAUCAAGAUGGACUACACAACCAUAUGUGGUACUGAUUUACACAUCGUCAAAGGAGAUGUCCUCGACGUAAGGCCGGGCACAGUGCUUGGCCAUGAAGGUGUUGGGAGAGUCGUGGAAACUGGAUCGGGUAUCAGCAUGUUGAAUCUCGACGAUCGCGUGCUCAUCUCAUGCAUCUCAGCAUGCGGAAUCUGUGAAUACUGCCGAAAGGGGAUGUAUUCCCACUGUGUUACGGGUGGUUGGCUACUUGGACACACAAUUGACGGCACCCAGGCCGAGUACGUUCGCAUUCCCCAUGCUGAUACCUCACUGCACAAAAUCCCUACAGGAAUGAACCCCAAGACAGCUACCAUGCUUUCUGACAUUCUCCCCACCGGCCUGGAAUGUGGCGUCAUCAAUGGCAAGGUUCAACCUGGAAAUACCAUAGCUAUAAUUGGCGCUGGCCCAGUUGGAUUAUCAGCGCUGCUUAUGUCACAGCUGUACUCUCCAUCCUGGGUCUUGAUGAUUGAUUCAGAUCAAUAUCGCCUCAGGAUGGCUACGGAACUGGGUGCUCAACAUACCGCCGAGCCGGCAGAGGCUUCCGCUGUUGUCGAGAAGCUUACUACAGGGGUUGGCUGUGAUACCGUCAUUGAGGCAGUCGGUAACUCAGUAGCAUUUGAAAAGUGUCAGCGGCUCGUUGCGCCCGGAGGUAACAUCGCCAACGUUGGUGUGCAUGGAAAAGAGGCCACUCUCCAUUUGGAGGAUCUCUGGGCAUCUAACAUUUCGAUCACAACGGGCUUGGUGGACACAACCACAAUACCAAUGUUGUUAAAGUUAUGUGCGGCCGGUAGAUGGCCAAUAGAGAAAUUGAUAAGUCACUACUUCAAGUUCAGUGGUAUAUUACAGGCUUAUGAGACAUUUAAGGAAGCGUCUUCGAAUGAAGCAUUGAAAGUUCUGGUUGAGAUGGAGUAA